Messenger RNA from Symbiodinium pilosum, 261 nucleotides. The record is from the annotation of a GenBank genome assembly. Lineage: Eukaryota; Dinophyceae; Suessiales; Symbiodiniaceae.
GUGUUGAAGAAUUCACAGAAGUAUGAUGUGGACAAGCCAGUAAUUGUGUUCUUGGGCGAGGAGCGCUGGCUUCCUCAACUCCAAGAGCUCGACCUGCCGUACCGGAAGCCUUUCGUGGUGAAGACAGGCAUCACGCCAGGACUCUCCGGUUGCGAUGCGCAGUUAAUGCCCUCCUGCGAUGGGAAGGAAGUCGAAGAACUCAUGACACGGGUGCUUGAACAGUGGAAUGGUCGUCUGGCAGGGGAAGGCCAAGCCAAGUAG